Protobothrops mucrosquamatus (brown spotted pit viper) is the source of this 1354-nucleotide messenger RNA. RefSeq names its product F-box and leucine rich repeat protein 7 (gene FBXL7). Lineage: Eukaryota; Metazoa; Chordata; Lepidosauria; Squamata; Viperidae. Gene Ontology annotation, biological process: SCF-dependent proteasomal ubiquitin-dependent protein catabolic process. Gene Ontology annotation, molecular function: protein binding. Bases 15 to 1349 code for a protein of 444 amino acids. The record is from RefSeq and is a predicted model, not a curated record. The transcript is spliced from 2 exons. Gene Ontology annotation, cellular component: SCF ubiquitin ligase complex.
AUUCCGACCUGAGCAUGCGCACUCUGAGCACUCCCAGUCCUGCGCUAAUAUGUCCACCAAAUUCACACAGCUUGCAGAAUGGAAAAGAGUCUUCUACAUCUUCCUCUUCGGUCACCGGGGAGACCAUUGCGAUGGUUCACUCACCUCCUUCCCCCUGCCUGACCCACUCUCUUAUUCAUGCUGCCUCUUGGCUUCGGAAAGAACAAGCCAAUAUCAACCGGCUUCCUGACCUUUCGGUGAUCCAGAUAUUUUCCUUUUUGCCCACCAAUCAGUUGUGCCGGUGUGCCCGCGUGUGCCGUCGCUGGUAUAACCUUGCUUGGGACCCGCGACUUUGGCGAACUAUUCGCCUGAUAGGUGAGACAAUCAACGUGGACAGGGCUCUGAAGGUGCUGACACGACGACUUUGCCAGGACACCCCAAACGUCUGUCUCAUGCUGGAGACGGUAAUUGUUAGUGGCUGCAGGCGGCUCACAGACAGAGGACUUUAUACCAUUGCUCAAUGCUGCCCAGAACUGAGGCAAUUGGAAGUAUCCAGUUGCUACAACAUUUCCAAUGAGGCGGUUUUUGAUGUAGUGUCCUUGUGCCCAAACUUGGAACAUUUAGAUGUAUCAGGUUGUUCCAAAGUGACGUGCAUCAGUUUAUCCCGUGAAGUUUCCAUCAAAUUAUCUCCUUUACACGGCAAACAGAUUUCUAUUCGCUACUUGGACAUGAGUGACUGUUUUGUCCUUGAGGAUGAAGGACUGCACACUAUUGCCACCCACUGCACUCAGUUGACACAUCUCUAUUUGCGCCGCUGCAUCCGCAUUACCGAUGAAGGCCUCCGUUACCUGAUGAUUUACUGCCCUUCCAUCAGGGAGUUGAGUGUGAGCGACUGCCGCUUUGUCAGUGACUUUGGCAUGCGCGAGAUUGCAAAGCUGGAGUUCCGCCUACGGUAUCUCAGCAUUGCCCACUGUGUCCGCAUCACUGACGUCGGUAUCCGAUACAUCACUAAAUACUGCAGCAAGCUACGUUACCUCAAUGCGCGAGGCUGUGAAGGCAUCACAGACCAUGGAAUAGAGUACCUGGCCAAAAAUUGCACAAAACUAAAGUCACUGGACAUUGGGAAAUGCCCUCUGGUCUCUGACAUUGGCUUGGAGUUUCUGGCCCUGAACUGCUUCAACUUGAAGCGACUGAGCCUGAAGUCAUGCGAAAGUGUCACUGGACAAGGCCUGCAGAUUGUAGCAGCCAAUUGCUUUGACCUGCAAAUGCUGAACGUUCAGGACUGUGAGAUUUCAGUGGAAGCUUUGCGAUUUGUUAAGCGCCAUUGUAAGCGCUGCAUUAUAGAGCAUACUAACCCUGCUUUUUUUUGAAGUGA